Neltuma alba is the source of this 2145-nucleotide messenger RNA. RefSeq names its product wall-associated receptor kinase-like 15. The coding region runs from base 1 to 2145 and encodes 714 amino acids. The transcript is spliced from 3 exons. Gene Ontology annotation, biological process: protein phosphorylation. Lineage: Eukaryota; Viridiplantae; Streptophyta; Magnoliopsida; Fabales; Fabaceae. The record is from RefSeq and is a predicted model, not a curated record. Gene Ontology annotation, molecular function: ATP binding; polysaccharide binding; protein kinase activity.
AUGGUGCAACAGAGGGUUCCUGCAAUAACCUUAAUCUUCACGAUGGCGGUGCUACUAUCUUGUGCCGCUGGCACCCCACGGCGUUGCCGCAACUGCGGGUCAAAUCCGGUUCCAUACCCAUUAAGCACGGGACCCGACUGUGGCCAUCCGAUGUACAGUAUGAAGUGCACAAAAGGCAAGUUGUGGUUUGACGAUCUCAGUGGAUCAUCUUACAUGAUAAAGUCCAUCAAUCCGGUGACUCGCCGGAUCAUUAUACGACCCGCAAGCAUCUCCCCGUGGACGUGUGUGUCCGGCGACUUCCGCAACGAAGGCAUACAACUGAACAAAGCCCUUCCUUUUAAAAUGACCGGCAAUAAUACCGUCUUUCUGUACAACUGUACGAACGCGAUGCCGAGAUCAAAACCACCGUUGGACUGUUCACCGAAUGAUCUGUGUCAUAGCUACAUUAAGGAUCAUGCAGACGGCGGCGGCGCGUGCAAAAACGCAGGGUUAUGUUGCAGCUUCAGGACCGUUAAACCCUUCUCGGAGUACAUGAUAAGGGUGCAUGAAGGAGACUGUGCUGCAUAUCAGAGUUUUGUAAAUCUCAAUGUGGCGGUGGCUCCGCCGCCGAAUAGGUGGCCGGAGCUGGGAAUAGAGUUGGAGUGGGAAAUACCGGUGGAGCCCGUUUGCAAGGGCCCGAAGGAUUGCAAGGAGCUGUUGAACUCCAAAUGCUUGAAGGAUCCGACCAAUGCUCGGCGAAUGAAGUGCCUUUGCAAUGCUGGCUUCAAGUGGGACCCUAGCAAUGGACUGUGUCAACUUGGUCAUGAUCAACCAAAAGAUGUAAGCUGCCCAACGCAUGGUAGAAAAGGUAGUGAACCAUGCAAACCCGUAGAAGCAGCCUGCCCAAGACAAGGUAGGAAAGGUGAUCCACCAUGCAAACCUAUAGAAGUAGCCUGCCCAAGACACGGUAGGAAAGGUGAUCCACCAUGCAAACCUGUAGAAGUAACGUGCCCAAGUCGUGAUGGUAGAAAAGGCAAACCAUGCAAACCUGGUCAUCGUGAGAAGAAGAAGGCCACGCCCCUCGCUGCUGUCGGAGGUUCUUUGGGGGCAAUAGUAUUCAUUGCACUGGUAGUGAGCAUUUUUCUAUACAAGAAGCAUGACAAGUCAAAGAAACAAGCCGAAAGGAAGUUAACGAAGCAAAAGGAACGAAUCUUAAACGCAAAAGCCAACUGUGGAUUAUCGGCCAGGAUCUUCACAAUGAGAGAGAUCAAGAAGGCAACCAACAAUUUCUCCAAAGACAACCUCAUCAGCACCGGCGGCUUCGGCGAGGUCUUCAAAGGGACCUUCGAUGACGGAACCGUCGUAGCCAUUAAACGAGCCAAGCUCGGCAACACCAAAGCCCUCGACCAAAUCCUCAACGAGGUUCGAAUCCUCUGCCAAGUCAACCACCGUAAUCUCGUCCGCCUCCUCGGUUGUUGCGUCGAACUAGACUACCAACCCCUCCUCAUCUACGAAUAUGUCCCCAAUGGGACCCUCUUCGACCACCUCCACACGCACCGUUUUGAUCGUCCUCUCCAGUGGCUUCACAGGCUUAAAAUCGCUCACCAAACAGCUCAAGCUCUUAACUAUCUUCACUCCUCUGCAUUGCCUCCUAUAUACCACAGGGACGUAAAAUCAAGCAAUAUACUGUUAGAUGAUAAGCUUGAUGCUAAAGUUUCAGACUUUGGGCUGUCUAGGCUUGUUGAGAUAGCUGAGGCGGAUAAGAGCCAUAUCUUCACCAGUGCACAGGGGACCUUAGGGUAUCUUGACCCUGAGUAUUAUCGGAACUUUCAGCUUACUGAUAAGAGUGAUGUGUAUAGUUUUGGGGUGGUUUUGCUGGAGAUUCUGACUCGUGAGAAGGCGAUUGAUUUUACCAGGGAAGAGGAGAAUGUGAACUUGGUGGUUUAUGGGAAGAAGAUGGUAAAGGAAGAGAGGUUUCUGGACAUGGUGGAUCCGGUGUUGAUGGACGGAGCGAGCAACUUGGAGUUGGAGACGAUGAAGUCCCUGGGGUUUCUGGCAGUGGCUUGCUUGGAUGAGCAGAGGCAUAAUCGGCCUCCCAUGAAGGAAGUUUCCGACGAGAUUGAGUACCUUAUUAGUAUUCUUACCAGUGAUGUCCCCAAAACGUAG